AAAUUGGUUCUUAAUAAUUGAAGCAAUAUAUGAAGCUAAUGGAAUAUUUCGAACUCGGAGUGGUUUACAAUAUGAAGAAAAGGGUCUUGGCUUGAAAAUGUGUGUGUGGACCAGGGAUUUGUUUAGACUACUCUAGGGUUUUACGACCGACUCUCCAGAUUCCACAUCUGCAAGAUCUCAGGUUCAAAUGGUCAUCUCUGGAACCUUGGUUUAGUUAAAAUCUAGGGGAUAUUGAAAAUUUUGACUUUAGGAGUCCCGUGGGACGUAACAAUACAGAUACCUCAAUUCCCAACAGUUAGAAGUCUGGAAUCUGACGAUUUACAGUCUUCGUCUCAAUGCAGUACUUCCAAGGCGAAGCAAAUCAAAAAUUAUACUAGUCAGCCACAAACUGGAAGGUCCAAUGCUUUGUCAGAAUCUCGAAUAGGCAGAAAUUGUGCCAUUACUUCAUCAACUUCGAAGGAUGACCGAAAUGUCCAAACAUUUCUCACAAUUGUCCAAACUCUAAACCAAAAAAAAUUCAACCCAUAACUUAUCAGAAUAUUUUAAAUAAUUCAACACCACGAAUCAAUCGUACAGCACAAAAUGGAUCAGCCGCCGGUAUCAGUUUGAAUGAUAUCCUUCUAGACGAGGAUCUCCCAAUUAUACUUAACCUUUUUGCAUGUAUUAAUUUAUUCAAGGAGAAAAGCCAUUUCUCGGUAUGUAUUCUCUUUACUGAUUACUACUAUGUGUAAAUAGUUACAAUAUGCACCAACGAGUCAAGAUAUUAUCAAACCUCAUUGAUAAUAAUUAGAUUUCUUCGAAUAAGAAUCACAUUAGACUUUGCAUUUGUACACUGAGAGGAAAAAUUACUUGAUUUGAGAAAUUUCAUAGUUGAUGGCUCCUUAGAGAAGAUUAAUUUGUAUUUAAAUAAUUAUUAUUGAUUAAUUCAUGUACGUUCGUUUGAAACAAAUAAAUGUUAUUAGUUUCAAGUGAACAUACUCAAACUAAUAAAUAAUAUUCAUUUAAUAUAAAUAAAUCUUCACUAAGAAGCAUCAAUUAUGAAAUUUCUCGAAUCAAGUAAUUUUUUAUCUCAGUGUACUUACAGGUAAAACUGGAUAAACGCUCGGUCUCCAUCAGUCAUCAUGGGAUGAAAUUAUUAUAUUUUCGAAGUAAAAAUAAGCACAAUCAUUUUCUAUUGAUAAGUACAGGGCUGUUAUUCAGAUUUUUAUAUAUAAGGAUGGCUACAAAAGCUGAUAUGAUUAUUUAUCAUUCUUUCCCAAGAAAUUCAAUAAUCUUUAUUCAGGUUUUGUAAGUUAUCUUUGACAAAACCCUUGAGUUCUGAGUAACGCCUUUGAUAAAUAUCUACAAUGCUACGUCAAAAAAUCCAUGGUACUUUUCAGAAAUUUAAGUUUAUAGUUUUAUACAUACUUAUUCACGUUCUCAAUUGUGCAUAUCAAUAUUCUCGAAUAGGAAUAAUUAUUGAGAAAAUCAUUACAGCUCCUGAAAAUUUAUAAGUUUUCAUAUUUAUAUACAUGUAUAUUGCCUAUGUUGCAGAACUUCACACCAAAAUUGUGGAAAAGAUGGAAGGUAUGUCCAUAACUUCUACUUCUUGGGAAUAUACUUUUCAUCUAUUUAUAAAUUUCAUAUAAUCAGAUCAGUUUUUGUAUUUUAUAAUUUUUCAUAAGUACUUGAUACGAAAGUAUGUUUGAUCCCUAAUUAUGGCUCUAAACAGUACAAAACGUAAAACUAUAUUAACUCUAAAGCUCAAAUAAAAUCAUAACUCAUAUGAAUGACUAAUGAGAGGGAAAUUACUAUUUUCCAUACACUGAAAUUCAAGGCUAUUGAUUUUCAGAUAACUUCAAUAAAGCUUUUAUAGCAUUAGCAAGUUUAUCUGUAGAUAUAGCAGUUCUUGGUGAGCAACUUAACAAAAUUGAGAAGCUAAUGACGAAGGCUAAUCCGAGGGCAGAUACUGAGGCAUUCACUGAAAUAUCUGUCAUGUUUCCAUUCAAAACUAAGGAAGAUAUUUUGAUUUUUGAAGGCAACCUGGCAACAGACCCUAAACUUAUGGAUAAAUUGGUGAAAUAUCUAUCACAGAUAGGUGGUUAUAGCGCAAAGGAAUACAUCGUCAGAAUCAUGCGUAAAGUUUUCACCAAUGAUGUUGCACGACAAUCGUCGUGGCGAGGCCUGAGAAACAAUUUCAAAAUCAGUUAUUUGAAGACCACACUUGGCAUCAAAAUUGCAGUGAUGACGAGGUUCAAAAUGACUGAUAAAGAGUUUGACGAAAUGACAAGCGAAUGGUUACGACAAGCUAAUCAACAUUGUACGAGGGAACAGAAGCGAGUUCAGAAUAAUUUAUAAAAUCUACUAUAGCUUAUACCACUCAUUAUAUCAGUAGACUAGCUGACCCGGUGAACUUCGUAUCACCGUCACAUGCAAGAAUACAUACAGGAUGCUAUGACUUUCGUACGUGAAUAUGGACGACCGUGUCUUUUCAUCAGUUUUACAUGUAAUCCAAAAUGGCAGGAAAUUACAUCGUUGCUAUUACCAGGACAAAAUGCAAUACAUCGUCAUGACAUUACAGCACGUGUGUUCAAACAAAAAUUAAAGUCUUUAAUCAGCUUUAUUACAAAAUUGCAUGUAUUUGGCCCCACACGUUGUUGGAUGUAUUCAGUUGAGUGGCAAAAGCGUGGAUUACCUCAUGCUCACAUUUUAAUUUGGUUCGUCGACAAAAUACGUGCUGAAGACAUCGAUAGUUUGAUUUCUGCAGAGAUUCCAGAUCCGUCUACUGAUCAAUUACUGUUUGAUAUUUUUACUACAAACAUGAUUCAUGGUCCGUGUGGAGAUCUGAAUUGUUCAUCAGCUUGCAUGGUAGACGGAAAAUGUACAAAGCGUUUUCCCAAAGAUUUCACUAACGAUACGAUCACACAUGUUGAAGGAUAUCCAAUAUAUCGUCGAAGAAGUACCGAAAAUGGCGGACAAUCUUUCAUUAAAACUAUCAGUAAUGCAGACAUCGACAUUGAUAAUCGUUGGGUGGUACCAUAUUCACCUCUGCUGAGCAAAACAUUCAAUGCUCAUAUUAACGUUGAGUCAUGCAGUUCGGUGAGGAGUAUCAAAUAUAUUUGCAAGUAUGUGAAUAAGGGAAGUGAUAUGGCUGUAUUUAGAAUUGGAAAUACUAAUGUACAUGCUCCUCCGUUGAAUCAAAAUGAUGAAAUUACGAAUUAUCAAAUUGGCCGGUAUAUCAGUUCCAAUGAAGCUGUCUGCCGUAUUUUCGGUUUCCCAAUUCAUGAACGGGAUCCAGCAGUUAUCCAUUUAGCUGUCCAUCUUAAAAACGGCCAGCGCGUAUAUUUUACGAACGAAACAGCGCUUGAUUAUGUUAUAAAUCCACCAAAAACUACGCUCACCGAAUUUUUUGAACUGUGCAAUCGUGCGAAUGCUUUUGGUGCCUUCGCACAAACACUGCUCUAUUCUGAAGUUCCAAAGUAUUUUACAUGGGCUCAAUCGAAAAAAUGGAUGCCCUGCAAGCAAGGGACACCAGUUGAUGCGUGCCCCGGUUUAUUCAAAUCAAAUAGUUUGGGUCGUGUUUAUACAGUCAAUCCAAGACAGACUGAUUGUGAGUGCUUUUAUCUGCGGCUGUUGUUGGUUAAUGUCACCGGACCAUCGUCAUUUCAAGAUAUACGUAAGGUAAAUGGACAACAGUAUCCUAUCUUUAAAAAAAAAAUUCUUGUUAAAAAAAUUAAAGAUAAGUAGCAAAUAAAAAAUAGGGGUUGAUCUUAGAGGGGUAAAAAAUUCAGAGUGAUAUGAAAUUUUUCAUUCUAAGUCAUAACAAAAUAAAAAAAAAUCCUUGCAAAAUAAAUUGAAGUUUUUAAUUGACAAAUAAAAAAUAGGGGUUUACGUAGAGGGGUGAAAAUUAAAGGUUGUAUGUAUUUUCGUAUGGUGUAUCAUAAAAAAAUAAAAAAAAUAAAUUUGUCAAAAAAAAUUAAAAAAAAAUUUAGGGGUGGACCACCCUUAACAUUUAGGGGGAUGAAAAAUAGAUGUUGUCCGAUUCUCCACCCUGACCGAUAUGCAUGCUUCGGAUGACAAAAAUCGGUCUAGCCGUUUCGGAGGAGAUAGAUUACAAACACCGUGACACGAGAAUUUUAUGUAUUAGAUUCAGACCAAUCGAAAGCAAAUGUGAGGGACCAAUAUUUGAGAGACAAUGCCACACGCUUGUUCGAAUAUCACAGGAUAUUUCUUACAUGGGUUUUGCUGAAUUGUUUUGAAAAACAUGUGAUCUUGAAAGAAUGAUUUCUGAUAGUUUUGUUGAAACUUAAUAUUUUUCAUAUCAUUCACCUUUCGACUUAUAUUACUUGGGCGGAGUAUAUGUUUCUAAAUUUAUGCUGUUUCGCUAUAUUCAAUUCUUUUUAUGGAGUCACUAGUUCGUACAGAACCAUACCUAAUUCUUGGCAUAUCAUUGUCUCUGACAUUUUGGAUUAUACCUGUUUAUCAACUUUUUUAUCUCAUCAAUCUGAAAUGCACAAUUGAUACGUUUUUUAUUUUCAUUUGUAAUUUGAAUUUUAUUUUCAUCAAUAUGCUUCUGUCUUUUCGUAAAGUCAUAAUCAUCCUUUACAUCGACUAUAAUUUUUCUUUAGUGUUUACUCGCCAACAAUAAAACAGUCCAAUAUAUAUACUUAAUAGUAGAAUUACGGUUCCUAACAUCAGACGUAGCAAUUGGGAAGUAUCGUGUGUGUUAAUUUCGGUAUUCAGUUCGAGUCUGUAUAGUAGGUUUAUUUGAUCACCUGUUUCUCAAAUUUUUUUGUUUGCAUUAACGAUGAAUGCAAUUCCAGACUUUGGUUACUCAAUCAAUGUUGAAGUAAGGUGCAACAAGUGGUUUGUAAGGUUUGAUUGUUCCUAAAUAGAAGACUGUUAUAAGUAUAAGUAGCAAAGAUUAAUUCUUGAUAUCGAUCAUAGAAAUAUGAUUUCCUUUUUCAUUAUAUAUAGUUUAUUCGUGAAAAAUAGCUUGUCUCAUAUCAAACUUAGAUUAUAUGAACAUGUGAUCAAAACAUGUAUUGCUGUGCGAAAGACUAAAAUUUGCCGGUAACCAAACAUCGUUAUAUUACUCGAUUAAUAUAAUAUGAUAUUUUUAUUAUUGUUUUAAUAUUUUAAUAUGAAACUGAAAUAAUAUAGGCAUAAAUGUACGAGUACACAUUAUUAUAAGCAUACUAUCGAUAAGACAUUGUUUCCUGUAUCGAAUUUUAUUAGACUGUUUGUAUGUACGAAAGUUUAUAUAACUAAAAUAAAAAGCACAUUCGUUACUGGAUAGCUAAACUUAAAAUAUUUUUACUAUCGCCGAUACGGUUCAUUACGUUGAAUGAUGAUUUAUUUAUUCAUGAAUGAUAACUUUUGAAAAUAGUAAGAAUAUUUUACAGGGAUAGCGUUCUUUAGGUAUGUGUGAUACGUGAUUUCUGUGUAUACUAUGGAAACAAUUAUAUCCUCAAUAUAUCUAUUUCAUGCAGCUGCCAUGUUAAUGAUAUAAUAUACCUGUCUCGUAUCUGCUAUGUUAUAGGUCUGUAA
Molecule: messenger RNA, 5529 nt
Organism: Athalia rosae (coleseed sawfly)
Lineage: Eukaryota; Metazoa; Arthropoda; Insecta; Hymenoptera; Athaliidae
Exons: 3
Coding region: 2410-3726 (438 amino acids)
Source: RefSeq, a predicted model, not a curated record